UUAACUUCUUCAAAGUAUAAUUUGACAUCUAGCUAGAAAGCCCAUAUUGAAGUCGUACAGACGUGAAAGUGAAAUAUAUUUGUUUUGAUUUUUUGGUUCAAAUAACCCAUGCUUAAUGCAUUACCGGGUCCAAAAGUGCCUAACUCUUUUAACUCGUUCCUACUCGAAAUCUCAAUCAUUAAUAAAAAUGUCUCUCAAUGAAGCAAAAAAGAUAGCAGCCUUCAAGGCAGUGGACCAAUGGGUUAAGCCAAAUACUGCCAUUGGUGUUGGAAGCGGCAGCACAGUGGUGUUUGCUGUUGAGAGAUUAUCACAGAGAGUCAAAAACGAAGGUCUCCACGUGGUUUGCAUACCAACAAGUUUCCAAGCACGCCAAUUGAUUGUUGAAAAUGGUUUAGAAUUGGGUGAUUUAGAUCGCAAUCCACAUCUUGAUUGUGCCAUUGAUGGAGCCGAUGAAGUUGAUGCUAAUAUGGUUCUUAUCAAGGGUGGAGGGGGCUGCAUGUUACAAGAAAAGAUUGUAGCAUCUUGUGCCGAGAAUUUGAUAAUAAUCGCCGACUAUACAAAGAAUUCCAAAAAACUAGGAGAGCAAUAUAAAAAAGGAAUUCCAAUUGAAGUUACUCCAAUGGCUUAUGUCCCAAUUAAAAAGCGAAUUGAAAAUACCUUUGGUGGAAGCUUAAAUUUACGAAUGGCAGUUUCUAAAGCUGGCCCAUGCAUCACUGACAAUAGUAACUUUGUCUUGGACUGGCAGUUUGAUGAGAAAAAGGACUAUGAUUGGGAUUCAGUCAAUAAGGAGCUUCUUCAGAUUCCCGGAGUUGUUGAGACUGGUUUAUUUGUUAACAUGGCAAAGAAAGUUUAUUUCGGAAUGAAAGAUGGAAGUGUUAAGGAGCAGAAAUAAUUUUCCAGAAUUUAAUCUCGCAGUUUAGGAGAAGGGUGUAACAGGUUUAUCAGUUAAGCUGCCAAUAAUUAUUUUUUUAUAUUUUGUUUACUUUUGGAGAUAGUUUAUAAAUAAAAGUUUAUGUACACAGUUUUGGUUCCUAA
This is a messenger RNA of Episyrphus balteatus (marmalade hoverfly), 1035 nucleotides long. It is a transcript of the gene Rpi, whose product is annotated as ribose-5-phosphate isomerase. Gene Ontology annotation, cellular component: intracellular membrane-bounded organelle. The transcript has 2 exons. The record is from RefSeq and is a predicted model, not a curated record. Gene Ontology annotation, biological process: pentose-phosphate shunt, non-oxidative branch; D-ribose metabolic process. Gene Ontology annotation, molecular function: ribose-5-phosphate isomerase activity. Lineage: Eukaryota; Metazoa; Arthropoda; Insecta; Diptera; Syrphidae. The coding region runs from base 116 to 892 and encodes 258 amino acids.